Microthlaspi erraticum is the source of this 882-nucleotide messenger RNA. NCBI's taxonomy places the organism in Eukaryota, Viridiplantae, Streptophyta, Magnoliopsida, Brassicales, Brassicaceae. The record is from the annotation of a GenBank genome assembly.
AUGAAUCAAGAAGAAGAGAAGCCUGUGGAAGAAGCUUCUUCUUCAAUGGAGAGAGAGCACAUGUUCGACAAAGUGGUAACACCAAGCGACGUAGGGAAACUAAACCGACUCGUGAUCCCAAAGCAACACGCAGAGAGAUACUUCCCUCUAGACAAUUCCUCGACAAGCGACAACAACAAAGGUUUGCUUCUAAACUUCGAAGAUCGAACAGGAAACUCAUGGAGAUUCCGCUACUCUUACUGGAACAGCAGCCAAAGCUAUGUCAUGACUAAAGGUUGGAGCCGUUUCGUCAAAGACAAGAAGCUUGAUGCUGGAGAUAUCGUUUCUUUUCAGAGAGAUCCAUGUAAUAAAGACAAGCUCUUCAUCGAUUGGAGGAGACGACCAAAGAUUCCCGACCAUCAUCAAACUGCUCAUCAGUUCGCCGGAGCUAUGUUCCCUAGGUUUUACUCUUUCCCUCAUCCUCAGAUGCAGACGGCAAAUUACGAAACUCACAACCUUUACCAUCGGUUUCAACGAGAUCUAGGAAUUGGGUAUUAUGUGAGGUCAAUGGAGAGGAAUAAUCCAACGGCUGUGAUUGAAUCUGUGCCGGUGAUGAUGCAAAGAAGAGCGCAAGUGGCUAUGGCUUCAUCGAGAGGAGAGAAGAGGUUAAGGCUGUUUGGAGUAGAUAUGGAGUGUGGAGGCGGAGGAGGAGGAAGUGUGAAUAGCACGGAGGAAGAGUCGUCGUCUUCCGGUUGUAGUUUGCCACGUGGCAGCGUUUCUAUGGCUGGUGCUGGCUCUCUCCUCCAGUUGAGGUUAGUGAGCAGUGAUGAUGAGUCUUUAGUAGCAAUGGAAGCUGCGAGUCUUGUUGAGGAUCAUCACUUCUUCACAAAGAAAGGAAAGUAA